AUGAACGAUGAUGAACAAUAUUUUCUUGAAAUAUCAUCAAAUGAACAACAACAAACAAUUGAAAAACUUCUUAAAAAGUCAAAUUUAAUAUCAAUUGAUAAUGAUAAUCGAUUAAUCGUUAAUAUUGAACAUAUCGAUAAUGAUUAUCUAUUAAAAUCUUCAAAAGAAACUUCAAUUCGAAUACCAGAUGAUAAUCGUUUAUACGAUAAAUUGUAUUCAUUUGAAAAAGUAUUAAAUAAAUAUCAAGUAUGUUUAGAUGAAAUCAAUAUUGUUCAUAUAUGUGAUUUUCAAUCGCAAUAUCAAUGUGAAUUAUUUGUUAUUUUGUCAAAAAUUCUUUAUUCAAAUUAUUCUCAUUUGAAACAACGUUUUUUGAUAUUGGCACCUGCUGUCAAUGGUGAUGAUCGACCAUCGACAAUAUAUGAUGAUUUAUCUGUUGAUAAUUAUAUGAAAGAAGUGUUGGCAAAUAUUGUUAACCAACGUACUGCAGCAAGUCCGUUUAUACCAAUGGCUGUAUUUAAAUUACAAUUAAUGUGUCGAAAACAAAAUUCAAUUGUUCAUCUACGAUCAAAUAUUGAAACAAAUCAUGAUGCUUUAUUUUUGCUAUAUACUGGUGCUCGUUUAAUUUCAAUCUUAAAUAGUUAUGAAGAAAAAUAUAAGAACGGUCUAUAUCCAGCUCGAGAAGUAUAUGAGGAUAAACUUGAAAAUAUGUUAACAAGUAAAGAUGAACAAGAUUUUUUAAAAUGGAUUAAUUCAUUCGAAUCUCGUUUUCUUAUGAAAUCAUUUACUGAUACAAACAAAGUUCAAGUUAAUCUUGAUAAGAUUUUUCAAGAACUCAUCUUAUUUUCUCGACGUUUAAGUCCAUAUUAUUCCAAAGUUCGAAUAUUAACAGAAAAUCAAAGUCAUUUAUUACCAAUCAUGUUUGCUCGAUUAGAACUAAUCACACGAAUUGUUCUUCUUUUUCGACGAAUAUUAUCAUUUCUAGCCAUUCCUUUAAUUGAACGAAUGUGA
Adineta steineri is the source of this 1008-nucleotide messenger RNA. Lineage: Eukaryota; Metazoa; Rotifera; Eurotatoria; Adinetida; Adinetidae. The record is from the annotation of a GenBank genome assembly.